Colias croceus (clouded yellow) is the source of this 2015-nucleotide messenger RNA. Its product is annotated as homeobox protein aristaless-like. The coding region runs from base 303 to 1313 and encodes 336 amino acids. The record is from RefSeq and is a predicted model, not a curated record. NCBI's taxonomy places the organism in Eukaryota, Metazoa, Arthropoda, Insecta, Lepidoptera, Pieridae. Gene Ontology annotation, biological process: regulation of transcription by RNA polymerase II. The transcript is spliced from 5 exons. Gene Ontology annotation, molecular function: RNA polymerase II transcription regulatory region sequence-specific DNA binding; DNA-binding transcription factor activity, RNA polymerase II-specific.
CCUCGGCAAACUCAACGCGCGUUGAUACAAUCGCAAUACGCUAAACAACCGUGAAAUUUAAACGUGCCUUACAUUUCAUUUUAUCUUAUCAACACAAUGAUAUAAACAUUACUCUGUAUUUGAAAGUGUUCACAAAAUUUUGGCAUGACAAUACCAGUGCGGAAACUCCGUUUUAUUUACAAUAUUUUUUUAAUCUGUGACAUUUAAAAAUGAGUUCCUAUAUCGAACUGGCCGUUGCGUGAAAAUGUGGCAGAGAAAAAAAUACGAAUUUCGAAUUUGGAAUAGCAGUGCAAAAAAUCAAAAUGGACUUGACGACACGGCGGGAAAACGAUGGGGUGAAUGUCACAGUGAGCGAGUGCCGUGAGGUGAACGGGGAGGUUGGGAUGGCUUCUGAAGUGUCCACGAGGAAGACCAGUUCGUUUAGCAUAAGGAAUCUCGUUGGCGGGGAAGAUGACCGGCCUGCCGACGGCACCGCGAACGCGAGUGAAGAUUACUACGCACAAGAGUACCAAAAGUACACUAGCAUGGGCAUAUCCGAGCUUACAAAGGACGAUUCUCCUAGAACCACGCCGGAGUUGCACCGCUCCGACCAGUCCCCGUCCGAGCGGCCGCCCCCGGGCUCCGCGGACAGUGACGACGCUGACGACUUCGCCCCCAAACGUAAGCAAAGGAGAUACAGAACUACCUUCACGAGUUUCCAAUUGGAAGAGCUGGAAAAGGCUUUCUCUAGGACGCAUUACCCUGAUGUGUUUACGAGAGAAGAACUGGCAAUGAAGAUCGGUCUCACAGAAGCAAGAAUACAGGUCUGGUUCCAAAACCGUCGCGCGAAAUGGAGAAAGCAAGAGAAAGUGGGUCCCCAAGCUCACCCCUACAACCCGUACCUGGGGGGAGCAGCGGCCCCACCGCCCUCUGUGGUCGCGUCCAUGCCUAACCCCUUCUCGCAGCUCAGCUUUGGCUUCAGAAAACCGUUUGAUGCCAAUGCGCUGGCGUCUUUUCGCUACACGGGCUCACCAGUGCUCAGCACACAGUACCUCAGCGCGCCCCUCUCCCGUCCUCCCCUAUUCAGCGCUCCCAUGUACACAUCAUCUCCCCCCUUCCACUCCUUACUAGCGGGACUAUCCGCUCCCCCCCGCCACUCCCCUGAACCUCCCCCCGUCUCUCCCCCCAUAUCCCCCGGCAGCGAAUCCCCCCCAAAUCCCCCAGAAGUAGAACGCAGGAGUUCUAGCAUCGCGGCCUUGCGAAUGGCGGCCCGGGAACAUGAGCUACGACUUGAAAUGCUUCGACAAAGACAUCACACUGACAUGAUCAGUUGAACCUUGUACAAUUAGCGAAUGGUUUUGUUUGUUCGUUCGGUGCAUACACGUGAUCUGGGGCUGUUUUGUAUUUUAUAUGGUGAUUGCACAUGUUGGUUUACACAGUUUCAGUUCAAUAGGUUAUUUUUUGAUCUACAUUUUGUAUUCGUUACGUUUAUCUAUACUAAUAAUGGGACCAAUUAUUUUUCAGUAUUUAAACUUGUUUGAUUGUUUUUGAGUAGAACUUAAUUAUUUAUGGAUUUAUUUUUUGUAAUUACUAAUUUGUGAUAAAUUGAGUAUGUACCUCGAAAUGUAAUAACUUUCAACUGUGUAAACCGAUACAUAGCAUAAUGAACAUCGAAUACAAAUUGAUGUUUUUAUUUGUAAUAAAAUUAAUAUAGUUACUUCAUCCGUCCAGUUAUUUGCCUUACUGUUAUUUAUUCUAGUUUUAAUAUAGAUGUAUAUAAUUAGGUGCUAAGGGAGAUAGACAAUGGUAUUUGUUUAGAAUAAAUUGUAUUGUAUUGUGGACCAUUGACAUUGUGUAGUAAUAAUUUCAUUUUAAAUUGUUUCCCAAUGUAUUUAUUGUGAGUUUCAUAUUUUUUGCACCAAAGAAACGCAUGAGUUUCCAAAAUGGUAAAACAUUACAAACUAUGUGUAAAAAUGGUCUUGUUUUCUAUUUUAUAUGAAAUACAUUAAACCGUAUGAAAUAAAAAAUUAAAGCUU